UAUGUUUAUUAACCAAUAUUGUUUCAUAACAGAUGAGUUGAGUGAAGUAGAAGGAUUGCAUACUAAGUAAAUAUACAAUAAUUAGAGGAAAAUGAAUAAUUUACCGACACUGAUUUGUUUGGUUGGGAUAUUUGUGGAGGCGACGUCAAUGUCGAUGGAUGUUUUCAAAGGGACAGCAAAACCUUUUAAAUUAACAAAAACAUCGUGGCGAAACAUAAGAGAGAACAACGCAGAAAAAUUCGAAACUAAACGAGACACCGGAAACGCAGAUGGCUUUCCAGAGGAAAUGACGUAUACACUAACGCUGGAUGAGAACGCUGAAAAAGCAUUGCAUCUAAAACGAGACCGUGCCCACGUGUUGCCAAAUGCUUAUCAGCAAGACGAGGUGGGAAAAUUCUCCCGAAAAUCAGAUACAAAUUCAAAGAACGUUGCUUUCUACAGAGAUCUAAACGGACAUGGGCUAUUUGCAUGCCAAUCUCAAGUGUCGUCUGCCGGGGAAUUUGAUUGCGGAAUGUCUUCAAUAUUGAACCUAGAAGGGGAGACUUGCUACAUUGGACCAGGGGCCUCACAUGCAGACUGUUCCGCAAAAGAUAAAGGACCAUCGAAGGAAAUGCCAGAACCGAUUUCCAUACCAAUUGUUGAUGAAACAAUGUCUAGAAAAAAGAGGGGUAUUUUACCAACAUCAGUUGAUAAGAUUGUAGAAGUGGCGUAUCUGCCAGAUGCCAAAUUCACUGACUUGUUUUACCGAAGAAAUCCUAAUGACAUAAGCGCUGCGGAAACGGAAAUGCAAAUCUUUGGUACCCUGCUUACAAAUGAGAUAAACGUGUAUUAUGCCUCAUUGAAAGAAGUAUCAGGCGGCAGUUUGGAUAUACAGGUGUAUCCAACAGCAUUCGCAAUUCCAGGAUUUAGACAGAACUUUGUAUGGUCGGAGAACUACAAUGAUGGUACAGGUCUUGACGCAUCUCCCGACAUGAUAGCUAACUUGGAGUUCGUUAUUAACGACAGUGGCUUCAUAACAGAAAGAUAUGAUUACGUGUUUGCGUUAACAGGCUUCAACCUUAUGAAUAGCACAACUGGCAAUCCACUGGUUUCAUUUACCUAUCGGGAAACAAUAUGCACGACCCUUCCGAAAAAGUAUGCAUUAACAGAGUUUACGUCAUGGAAUUUACCCAGAAUUCUUGCUCACGAGUUAGGCCAUGCUUUGGGAGCGGAUCACGACGGCACUAAUGCAUGUCCUUCCGGUGUAAACCUCAUGUCCCUCUUCCUGUUUGCUCCGAACACAACAAACAAAGACACGUACCAGCAAUUCUCCACAUGCAGUGUAGCUGAAAUAACCGCCCAUCUGAAUAGUGUUCCUGGCUGUAUUGAUGAUGAAAGUACAACAUAUGAAGAGUUUAAGGCCAAAUUUUGUGAAGGAUUUCUUGGCGCGCAAGACGACUCAGUAGAUAAACAGUGCCAGCGUCUGUUAAAUCUAACUACCAGCACCGCCUGUGACUCAGUUACAGAAGAGGCGUGUUAUGCCCGUAAUCAAAUAGGAUGCCAGGAUAGUGAAGGUCAAUGCACACAAAAGCUGCAGUUUCUGUGGAAUGGGACACCAUGCGGUACAGACAAGAUAUGCUACAAAGGUAAUUGCGUCGCAAGUUUUGACGUUUGUGGAACAACUUCCAGCAGUUCUUCCACUACGUCGAGUUCAACAACUUCCAGUACGACUUCUUCCACUACCAGCUCAACAACGUCAACUACUUCAUCGACAACUUCUACCACUUCAUCGACUACGUCAACUUCUACCACCACCACUACACCAUCUACCACGUCAUCAACUACGUCAGCCACUUCGUCACCAACAACUAGUACUCUCUCAACUACAACCGUAAUAUAUCCGUGUACUUGUUGUGGAAUAAAACGAAAUAAACGCCGCAAAAGAUGUUGCAAGCUUGGGAGAAAGAAAAUAGAUUCCACUUGCUAUUGUUGCGGGGAUUUAAUAGAUAUCGAACCUCCACCCGGCUGGACAGGGAAAAAGUUUUAAACUAUUCAUUCUAAGAAUGAUAAUAAUGUCAUGAAGAUUCUUGAUAUUGACCGGAAUGAAAUGCACAAUGACGACACCAUACAUUCAUUAUUGCCCUGAAAUUCAGCAUUUUUUUUUCAAAAGCAUUGAUUUAAAAUUAUAUUCUUGUUUAAGUAUUUUUUAAACGAGUCUUUACUGUUCUAUUUUUAACCAAACCGGUUGUAGGCCUACAAGCGGUAUUUGAAUUCUUGAGGCAAAACAAGAACGUCUUUUUAUGCAUCAAGUUCCUUAAGCUUUGAAGAUUUGAAGAAUGUGUCCUUGGACAAUAUUUCUUUAUCACUUUCAAAAAAAUAAUGAGUGUGUGAAUAA
Messenger RNA from Ruditapes philippinarum (Manila clam), 2374 nucleotides. RefSeq names its product zinc metalloproteinase-disintegrin-like ohanin. Gene Ontology annotation, biological process: proteolysis. The record is from RefSeq and is a predicted model, not a curated record. NCBI's taxonomy places the organism in Eukaryota, Metazoa, Mollusca, Bivalvia, Venerida, Veneridae. Bases 92 to 2026 code for a protein of 644 amino acids. The transcript has 15 exons. Gene Ontology annotation, molecular function: metalloendopeptidase activity.